CUUAAUCUUUUUGUUAAUAGACGAGCGAGCAGCUUUUCACAGAUCAUUUUUAGCUCAAAUUCGAAACCUUGAUUUACCUGGUGAUUUCUUCCUGUGAUUAUAGCACGAAAAUGGGAUUAUGGGAAGCUUUUCUCAACUGGCUGCGAAGUCUCUUUUUCAAGCAAGAAAUGGAACUAUCUUUGAUAGGCCUCCAGAAUGCAGGGAAAACAUCACUUGUGAAUGUAAUUGCAACUGGUGGAUAUAGUGAAGACAUGAUUCCCACGGUUGGAUUUAAUAUGAGAAAGGUAACUAAAGGAAAUGUCACUAUAAAGUUGUGGGAUCUUGGAGGUCAACCGAGGUUUCGCAGUAUGUGGGAGAGAUACUGCCGUGCUGUUUCAGUUAUUGUGUAUGUUGCUAAAAGCCUAACAUCAUUGGCUCGGAACAAAUGUAAGUGGCGGGGGCUCAAGUCCAUUACCGAUAGAGAAGUUUGUUGCUUCAUGGUUUCGUGCAAGAAUUCUAGUAACAUUGACAUGGUCAUCGAUUGGCUUGUAAAGCAUUCAAAAUCGAAGAAUUGAGUCUCAUUCCUUCAACUCUUCUUUUAUACUCUCAACGUGGUUCGACCAUUCCCAGUGGCUACGUUCCAGGGCUUGUCCAUCGAACUUCUGACCAGUUCCUGUUGACAUCUGACCAUUUAUUCACUUUCCUUCUUGACUUGAAUCAUAUUAUAUGUUGUUUGGAUUGACAGCCGGGUGUUCAUGACUUUGUGGCCUGAUGUGGUUUGAGGUUUUUGUAAUUUUAUGUGCAGGUAUUAGUUAAUCUUCUGUGCAGUAUAAAUUGCUAUGACUAUUGUGAUUUGGA
Molecule: messenger RNA, 837 nt
Organism: Carica papaya (papaya)
Lineage: Eukaryota; Viridiplantae; Streptophyta; Magnoliopsida; Brassicales; Caricaceae
Source: RefSeq, a predicted model, not a curated record